AUUAAAACUGAUGUCACCAUGAACCGAGAAACUUUCUCCGUGUCACAUUUAAGUGUGUUUUGCUAUUACUGCUCAUUCAGACGGGGAAAAGCCAUCUCCUAUUUACAGAGUGUUUCCAGACGCGUCCAGCACACGUGUUUAACAGGAAAUCGAUGAAAAUUGCGCUGCUUUUGUCCUCGAAAAAUAAAACUGCUUUACGGAUUCUGAGCCUAUUGCAUUUUUCUGGGAACCUACCAAACACCCCCAUUGCCGGUGUUCUGAGUACGCUAGGUCUUAGCUUCUGGUGUCCACCCCUACUUUCACCAAACAUAUCAUCUACAAGAAGCUGCUUCUGUACCAUGGCAGAAAUGCAAGAUAGUCACAAUGAAAUGGGGCUGUACACCCCAAAUCCUGAAGUACGUGGGAUGACUUGUCUAAAUCGGGAUGCUUUCAAUAAAACCAUACACGUUCCGGUAAUUAAAGUAAAAAAAGAAAUAAUCAAUAGACUCAUGAAGUCUCUUAAACACAGACUUAUCCAAAGGCCUAGCCUAAAGAGAGUCAUUGAGGAUCCGAAAGAUGAAGUCAACAAACUGGUCUUAUUGGACCCUUAUAAAGUGAAAUCCAUAGACUCGUUUGCUGAAAGUGAUCAUGCACUUUUCAAACAGUUCGACGUUAGCCCUCAGGUUUCUCAGUAUGAACUGCAGCUCACUUAUGAAAACUUUAAAUGUGAAGAAAUCUUAAGGGCAGUUCUACCUAAAGGCCAAGAUGUUACCUCCGGAUUCAGCAGGGUUGGACACAUUGCUCAUAUGAAUCUCCGAGACCAUCAGCUUCCAUACAAAAAUGUAAUUGGUCAAGUUAUAUUAGACAAGAAUCCAGGUAUUACAUCUGUCGUAAAUAAAACCAACACAAUUGAUUCAGCAUACAGGAAUUUCCAGAUGGAAGUGUUGGCAGGUGAAGAAAACAUGAUAACAAAGGUUAAGGAAAACUACGUCACUUAUGAAUUUGACUUCUCCAAAGUCUAUUGGAAUCCACGCCUUGCCACAGAGCACGAUCGCAUCAUUGGAUUAUUAAAAGCCCGAGAUGUGCUGUUUGAUGUGUUUGCUGGUGUGGGACCUUUCGCUAUUCCCGCUGCCAAAAAAAACUGCACGGUGUAUGCCAAUGACCUGAAUCCAGAAUCCUAUAAAUGGUUACUACAUAACUGCAAACUUAAUAAAGUAGAAAGAAGGGUCCAGACAUUUAAUGCUGAUGGAAGAGACUUUAUAAAGACAACUAUAAAGAAAGAGUUACUUAAGUAUGCGAAUGUGCCUUCUGCAGAGGAGAAACCCAGUCUUCAUAUUGCUAUGAAUUUGCCGGCACUAGCUGUGGAAUUUCUUGAUGCCUUCAAAAACCUGCUGGAAGAAGAGCCAUGUAGCAGUUUCAUUGUUCCAACUAUACAUUGCUAUAGCUUCUCAAAAGAUGAUGACCCCCUGCAGGAUGUGAAAGCAAGAGCAGAGUCCUUUUUGGGAACGACUUUAGAAGAUUGUUCUCUGCACCUUGUGAGGAAUGUGGCACCAAACAAAGAGAUGGUGUGCAUCAGUUUCCAGCUACCCACUUCUGUGCUUUUCCAGUCAGACACUGGUGAACCAGAGUCAAAACGGCCUCGAACAGCCAAAGAAAGUAAAUUGGAUUAGAAAAGAAAAAGGCAUUGGAGCUGCCAUCAUGCAAAUAGCAUUCCUUUUGUUUUACAUUUUUGUUUUGUAUUAGCCAAACACACAUCUAGUAAAGUGAUUUUAAUCUAAA
Xenopus laevis (African clawed frog) is the source of this 1758-nucleotide messenger RNA. RefSeq names its product tRNA methyltransferase 5 L homeolog (gene trmt5.L). Bases 153 to 1649 code for a protein of 498 amino acids. The transcript is spliced from 5 exons. Lineage: Eukaryota; Metazoa; Chordata; Amphibia; Anura; Pipidae. Gene Ontology annotation, molecular function: tRNA methyltransferase activity; tRNA (guanine(37)-N1)-methyltransferase activity. Gene Ontology annotation, cellular component: mitochondrial matrix; nucleus; cytoplasm. The record is from RefSeq and is a predicted model, not a curated record. Gene Ontology annotation, biological process: tRNA N1-guanine methylation; mitochondrial tRNA methylation; tRNA methylation.